AUGGCUUCGAACACGACCUCGAACAACAGGCGCAGCGCCAAGACGACAUCGUCUUCAAGCUCGCCGUCGCGCAAGCUCUUCGUCGCCGUCCUCCUUGCGUUUGCCCUGGCAGGCUACGGGGCGGACGCGCGUCCCGUCCUCCUUGCUCGCCAGGACGACACCACCGCUGCGGCUGCGCCGGCCGGGUUCGUCUCGGUGGCGCAACCGGCCAUGUCCAACGCCGACAUGUACAAGGUCGGGAUCCCGGCCCCGCCCGCCGCGACGGUGCCGGAUGCCUCGCAGGCCGUGGCGCAGCAACCCGCCGCCGCCGCCGACGAUGUGGCGCCCGCCGAUGCGAUGCAGCAGCUCGCCUCGAUGGCCCUCGCCCAGGCUGGAAACAUCCCCGGCGUCCCCGCCCCAGGCGCCGCAAACGCCACCGCACCCGCACCCGCACCUGCUCCCGCAGACGGAGCCGUGGUCCAGGCCGUGACCGAUGCCGCUGCGGCACCCGCCGAUCCCGCCGCACCCGCGCCCGCCCCCGAGACGGCAGCCGAUGCCGCCGCCGCGGCCGAAGUCGCCUCGGGCCAGUAUGGAUCGGCGGCCGAAGCGGCCUUCUACGACCAGACGAUCCAGGCCAUGCACGUCGCCUCUGCCAACCGCGAAGCCGCCCAGGCACAGGCCGACUCGCAACCGCUGGGAGACGAGUACCAGUCCAUGGUGGCCGACCAGAAACAGACCUUCUCCUCGCCCGACUCGACCGCACCUGUGAGCAGCAACCUCUCGGCCACCCCGGACCAAGGUCAGGCGGACCCGGCAUUGGCCUCGGAUCAGGGUCAGAGCGAGUGGACCGAUGGAUCCGGCACCGGUACUGAUCCUACCUCUGCUGCCUCCAUUGCCUCCUCUGCUGCUGCCACCCCGGACGGCAACGCGACAACAGAGCCAGUAAACGUCGCACCAAGAUCCGCCAUCUGGGCAAAGAGGCAGGACGCCGACCCGGCCGCAGACGUUCCUCCCGCUGAGGCUCCAUCCGAGGAUACCGAUGCCGCUGCCGCCGCGGACGCCGCCGCUCCCGCCGAUCAAGCUGCCCCCGAGACUGCUCAGGAUUCAGCCGCCACCGACGCGACUGCCACCGCAACCGCCGACGCUGCGCCCGCGUACCCCGAUGUGGGCCAACCGAUGCCGGAUCCGACGGCUGCGGACCAGACGGCUGCAGUACCACCCGCCGCCGAUGCCGCAGCGGCGGAUCCGGCCUCAGCCUCGACUGCCGAUGCCGCCGCCACCGCCGCCGCCUCCUCAACUCCGGCCGAUGCCACUGCGCCAGUCGCGGCCGCAUCUGGCAUCAUGAGCACGGCCGCGGCCGCCAUCCCGUCGGCGCCGCCGAUCGACCCCUCCACCGUCGUCAACGGCGUCGACGACGAUUCGACCGACGACUACACCGUCACCGUCACGCUGGGGGCUGAGCCGACGGGGACCGCCUCGCCGUCCUCCUCGUCGACGAUCAAGACCAAGUCCGACCCGUCGGGCAGCGACGACGCCGCCGACGACUCGAGCUCGUCGUCGCGCGCGAUCGCCGCUGCCGUGGCGCAGGCUGAGCCCUUUGAUCCGUCGGAGUGGCAGGCCAUGACGGUCAUGGUGCCCGCCCACGCCGCCAUUCCUUCCGGCGCCGCUGCCACCCUCCUGCCCAGCACCGACGGCAUCAACAUGGCCUCGCUCUCCUCGCUCGCCACCACGCCCACCCCGACAUCGUCCGGAUCGAGCAGCGACGCUCCGAAGCAGACGCAGUCCUCGUCGCCGUCGCCGUCGUCGUCUUCGGCCUCGGCCAAGGGCACUGGCUCGCCCGACUUCCCAGAGGCUUCGAGCGUUUCGGCCUCGGCUUCGGCCUCGACCUCGACCUCUGCGCCGGCCAAGUCGCUGGUCCAGGACGCGGCGACGACGGACGGAAGGGCCGCGAGCGCCGUCACGGCCACGCCCACGUCUGGUCCCACGCCGACGCCCACGUCGCGCACCGUCGCGGUCCCCGUCACGGCCGUCAUCAACAACCAGACCUUCACCAAGACGAUCACGCUGACGCUGACGGGUUCAGGACCGGGGCCGACGCCGACCGGGGCCGCUUCCAAGCCGUCGCCGACGUCGGACGCCAACGCGAUCCCGGACGAGGAUGUGCCCCCGCUGCUGCGUCCGUCUGGCAGCGUGACCGAGGCGACUGGCGGCGACGACGACGAGGACAUGGACGACUGCGAAGACGACGACUUUGACGUCGGUGCCUCGUCAUCGACGACUCCGUCCGCCCGUCAGCAGAACCUGGUGCUGAGCUACAACGACGUCGACGACGCCGCGCUCACGGGCGAGGAUCCGUCGUCGUCGUCGUCGUCUUCAUCGUCGUCGUCGUCGCCGAGCUGGUGGAGCAGUGCGAUGAGCCUGCUCGGCCUUUGA
Messenger RNA from Pseudozyma flocculosa PF-1, 2412 nucleotides. RefSeq lists its product as uncharacterized. The transcript is spliced from 2 exons. Lineage: Eukaryota; Fungi; Basidiomycota; Ustilaginomycetes; Ustilaginales; Ustilaginaceae. The coding region runs from base 1 to 2412 and encodes 803 amino acids. The record is from RefSeq and is a predicted model, not a curated record.